AUGACCUUCGUGCAUUUUACUUCCGACCACCCAGGGCUCGACUUAGGCAAGCUUCUAAGUCUCUGGACACUCGCCCUUGCUCCUCUCAUUGUCCACGUAAUAGCAGGCGCCCCGGAGCCAAUAUACCUCUGCGCCAAGCCACCAAGAUGGAUCGACUAUGCUGUAUUCUGGAACCCUACAUCAAUCAUCUGGCGUUACUUCAUUAUAUUCGAUCGCAGGAUUCGUGCCAGAAACUGGAAUCGCGAAAUUCUGGCCUCGUCCAAUGCGCUUUUUUGGACGACGAAUGGCUGGAAUGGAAGUGAAGAUAUGAUAAGAGAGGGGGGGAAGUAUUGUAUAAGGUUACCGCCUAAAAGUCACGCAGAGCUGUUGUCGAAGUCGUUCAUGAAUACUGUAAUCGUGACAUUGCAGGGCGUGCAGGCUUUGUACGAGUUGCUCUUAAUGGAGGAAUUCAACAACGACAUGAAUUUGGCUACCGUGUUCCUGCCACUUGCGCUGCUGGGUCUCAUACGGCUUCCCUCAGCUCUCUGGAUCACGGAUGGUUUCGCGUACAAUCACUACGACAUAGAUCUAAGCAACAAGAGGGCCAGUCAAGUCACCACAACGACAAAAGCAGGAUACCACGAGUUGAGCACCGUACCAUUGUCAGACGACGACACGCCUCAGUGGCCACCUCAGACAAGGGACGAUACCAGCUACGAAGAAUUCCGCCCUCGGACAAGCAUUCAUGGCUACAUCGCGAGAAUCAUCUUCUUAACUCCACUACUAGGCAUGGCGAGCCUAAGCGGCUUGUGGACCUAUCGGCUUUUGAAAAAUACCAUUUACUAUUCCACUUACAUUACCGGCACGGGACUCUUUUCACUCAUGCUCUGGUGCACCUUCAGCUUCGGAAGUGCCGUCAUCUUCAUCCUCAAUAUCGCAAGAGCACAGGACAGAACUACCGUCGUUCCUGGAGUGUCGACGUUGUGGUACCGCUUAUACUCCGCUAUCCUUUUCCUUCUCAUGCUCGCAUUGUUCAUCACGGCGAGUAUCGAGACUAAACAAACAUGGUGCGGAAAAACCACCAUCUUGUACGAUUACGACGUCUGCCCUUGGAUCUCGUACCUACCGCAAGACACAUACAUGUACUUCAAUGCGACUGCUAAAGAUGGCUCGCGCAGUUGGACAGGCUCCAUUAACGCGACGAAGGCGUAUUUGGCCGGUGAUUACUUUUUGAGAGCUGUGAAUGCCUCCCUUGAUGCUACCCCUGAGACCGCGCACGCGUUUCUAAAUCAGAGUUUAGAAGAGUUUUUGAGAAACGUCGAUAGUUAG
This is a messenger RNA of Alternaria burnsii, 1308 nucleotides long. RefSeq lists its product as uncharacterized. The record is from RefSeq and is a predicted model, not a curated record. The transcript has a single exon. Lineage: Eukaryota; Fungi; Ascomycota; Dothideomycetes; Pleosporales; Pleosporaceae. The coding region runs from base 1 to 1308 and encodes 435 amino acids.